CGAUCACUUCAGCCCAAUUAUAUCCAUUUAUCAAGAGAUAUAAUUGUUCCAGAUUAUCCACCUGGACCAUCAAAUAUGCCUUAGGUUUGGAAUAUCGUUGGACAAUUAUUAACUUUGUAUCGAAAUCAAGCAAUCAAAUUUUAUCGUUGACAAUGGACUACUUCUUAUCUAAACCCGGAGAGCUAAUUAACAUAGGAAUAAUUAACCCGGAAAAAUUGCGAAGUAUGUCUUCCACGCCUGGAGGCAUUCGUAAGACCGUGAUAAUCGACGACAUCGGAAAUCCCUUGUAUUUUGGACAUUUGGAUCCAAGACAAGGCCCCAUUGAUUAUUUUUCAAGAUGCCAAACUUGCUCAAAAAGCUGGAUCAAUUGUAACGGUCAUUUGGGUCAUAUUGAAUUGGUUAGACCGGUUUUUCGAGUUAAAUAUUUUUACUGGCUAAUUAGAAUUCUACAUUGCGUUUGCUUCAGAUGUUCUAGACUGCUAGUGAGCCCUAAUGAUCCCAGGGUAAAGGACAUUUUUUCGAAAAGAGUUAUUGAUUCGAACGAAAGGUUGUUAUUAUUAUAUGAUUUAUGUAUAAACAUUGAUAUUUGUGAUGGAGGCGAAAAUAAUCUCGAAAGAAAUUCUCUUGAAGAAGGUUCCUCGGAUUCAUGGGCACCAUAUUCAAGUCACCAGGGUUGCGGCGCUUAUCAACCAAGGAUUUGGCGGUCAGGUUUCGAUUUGAUGGUUAAAUGGAAAGUUCCUAACAGUCCCGAAGAAGAGGGAAAGCAAACCUUGACGGCUGAACGUGUACGCAAAGUUAUGAUGUAUGUCCCUGACGAAGACUACACGGCUAUGGGUUUUGAUCUUGGGCGCAUACAUCCGCUUUGGCUUAUAAUAACCGUGUUGCCAGUGCCUCCUAUCAACGGUGUUACUGCGAUAAAUUUUUUCGAGUUCAACAGAGAUUACGAUAAUGUGAUUAAAGAAGUGUGUAGUAUCAUCAACUUAAAUAAUGAAAUAAUCCGUAACGAAAAACCGGAAUUCCGAAACAACGAAGAUUCCGAUCUUAUUUUGGCCCAAAUUGUUAAGUCUAUAGAAUUCCACGUAGCAAGUAUGUUUCAAGAUCUUCCGAAUACAGAUCGUCUCGGCACUCUCAGUUGUUCGCGCAACCUCGUCACUACAUUGUGCGAACCGUCUAAUUCGUCGUCGUUCGUUCGGACGUAUUAUACGAGGAGUACUACGCUGUCCAUUGGCAGUAGCAAAUCUUCGAUGUACGACCUCCCGGAGGUGUCAUACAGCCCGUUGUCGCCCAUCGUUCCAGGUUCGUCCUCCAGCGGACCUCAGUCGCCCAGAUCGAUGGACUUGCGCGGGUCUUAUUCGAUAGAUAACAUCAAUAACAAUAACAUUGCACCGUCUCCGUCGUACAGUCCAUCGUCUCCGUCAUACAGUCCAAUGUCUUCGGCUUACAGUCCAUCUACGUUUCCGUCAUGUAGCCCGACAUCUUCGUCGUGCAGUCCAGUGACGUCUGCGUCGCGCAGUCCAGUGACGCCUUCGUCGCGCAGUCCAGUGACGUCUAGAUCGAGCAGCCCUAUCCCUGACGACGAUCUUUAGAACGCAAAAUUCGACGUUACCUCCGAUCGACGGUCCAAUAUAAAAUGCAUACCAACGAUAUUUGAUCUCAACCGAUGUAUAACUACUGCGUUUUUGUUUCAUUUCAUU
This is a messenger RNA of Sipha flava (yellow sugarcane aphid), 1694 nucleotides long. Its product is annotated as DNA-directed RNA polymerase II subunit RPB1-like. Bases 153 to 1586 code for a protein of 477 amino acids. Gene Ontology annotation, biological process: transcription by RNA polymerase II. Gene Ontology annotation, cellular component: RNA polymerase II, core complex. NCBI's taxonomy places the organism in Eukaryota, Metazoa, Arthropoda, Insecta, Hemiptera, Aphididae. The transcript is spliced from 8 exons. Gene Ontology annotation, molecular function: DNA binding. The record is from RefSeq and is a predicted model, not a curated record.